Messenger RNA from Drosophila rhopaloa, 2753 nucleotides. RefSeq names its product endoplasmic reticulum metallopeptidase 1. Gene Ontology annotation, biological process: proteolysis. Lineage: Eukaryota; Metazoa; Arthropoda; Insecta; Diptera; Drosophilidae. The record is from RefSeq and is a predicted model, not a curated record. The coding region runs from base 66 to 2666 and encodes 866 amino acids. The transcript is spliced from 7 exons. Gene Ontology annotation, molecular function: metalloexopeptidase activity.
UUGGGCUGUGGUGCGGUUGUAUUUCAUCACGUUUGAUUCGGGUCCGAGUCGCGUGCGAUCUGAAGAUGACUUUCUCAAUCCUUGACAUUACGGACGAGAAAGAUGGUGGCAAGUCCAGGGACAAAAAGUGGCCUUGGUUCGGAGCCCCCAUUUACGCGGCGGCCGCCUUUGCCAUCUUCUACGCCACUGUGCUGCCCAGCUUCCAUAGCUAUCCGAAGAUGCUGUACCAGGUCGAUGAGGCCCAGCAUCCGGAUGAGUUUAUCGGCGAACGGGCGAUGCAGCAUUUGGCCGAGUACUCGGCGAUUGGCAACAAAAUGAGCGGAUCCAUUAACAACGAGGUGCACACGGUUAACUUUCUGUUGCGAGAGAUUCAGAAGAUCAAGGACGAGGCCCGCUUGGAUCUGUACGACAUUGAGGUGGACACGCAGUACUCUUCAGGCGGCUUUUACCUGUGGGGCAUGACCAUUUCCUACAGAAAUCUAUCCAACGUGGUGGUAAAAAUAUCCCAGAAGAGCUCGAACAAUGAGAACUAUUUGCUGCUGAAUUCCCACUACGAUUCGGAGGUGCAAACACCUGCUGCAGGUGAUGAUGGCGUCAUGGUGGUGGUCAUGCUGGAAACCCUGCGCGUAAUCUCGCGUUCCGAAAAACAACUCAUCCAUCCCGUGGUCUUUUUGUUUAACGGCGCCGAGGAGGCUUGCAUGCUCGGGUCCCAUGGAUUUAUCACACAGCACAAGUGGGCCAAGAACUGCAAAGCUUUGGUGAACCUGGAUUCCACUGGCGCCGGUGGACGCGAGGUGCUCUUCCAGACGGGUCCGAACCACCCAUGGCUGGCCAAAUACUACCAGGCGAGUGUGCCACACCCUUAUGCCCAGACCUUGGCCGAGGAGCUGUUCCAGAAUAACUUUAUCCCGUCGGACACCGACUUUCGCAUUUUCCGCGAUUACGGAGGAGUUCCCGGUCUGGACAUGGCCAGCGUGAUGAAUGGCUAUGUGUACCACACUGAGUUCGAUACUUUCCGCAACGUGGAGCGUGGCACUUACCAGUCGACGGGGGAGAACGUACUGCCCCUGGUUUGGGCCCUGGCCAAUGCCCCCGAAUUGGAUGACACCGCUGCCCACGAGAAGGGACACACUGUGUACUACGACUUCUUGGGAUGGUUCAUGAUGACGUACACCGAAUCCGUGAGCGUGGCCAUCAAUGUGGUCGUUUCCGUGGCGGCCUUUGUCUGCAUUGGCACCUCGGUGUACAUCAUGACAUUGGACAAUGGUGCGGAUGCCCCGAAGGCGGUGGUGAUGCGAUUCGGCAUCAUCUUCCUGGUGCAAGCGGGAACUCUAUUGGCGGCCUGUGGCUUGACCCUUCUGGUGGCUGUUUUCAUGCAAGGCGUGGGACUAGCCGAAUCCUGGUACUGCGGAAAAUGGAUGGCAUUUGGCCUGUACUUCUGCACUUUGUUCUUCGUCUUUGGCCUGCUCCCGGCGCUUUAUAUUGGAUUCACGAAGAGAAAAACGAACAUGAAGUUGGAUCAGACGAUCGCCUGCUUCAUGCAUGCCCAGUGCAUCCUGCUGGCAUUGCUUUGCAUCAUCAUGACCAGUAUGGGCAUUCGAUCCAGCUACUUCCCCAUGGUCGGGGUCUUCUUCUACGCGAUUUCCGUCCUCCUGCAAAUCAUCCUUAAGCUUACGCUAAAGAAAACCUACUUUGUGACAGUUCAUCUGCUGUGCCAGAUUCUGCCCUUCUUCUUCUACAACUAUAUCUGCUAUGCAACACUCGUGACUUUUGUGCCCAUGGAGGGUCGCGAUGGUCCUGAGAGCAGUCCCGAUAUCAUGGUCUCUGUCUUCAUCAUUGCGACUGCUAUAAACUACGCUGGUUUUGUGAUCCCCAUCAUGCACAAAUUCCGCAAGCCCAAGAUUAUAUUCUCAUCGUUUGGUGUGAUAACAAUAAUAUUUAUUAUCUUGGCUGCCACAUCCGCCGGAUUUCCAUUUGUAAAGGAAGUGGCUCCGCAGCGUUAUUAUGUGCUGCACACUCAGCGAACCUUCCACAAUCUGGAUGGUAGUACCAAACAGGAUUCUGGCUAUUAUAUUCAGCCUGUGGAUACCCGACUCCAUGAACUGGAUGACUCCACAUUCAAGAAUGCAGAGCCCGAAAGUUGGACGGCAGCCACCUGUGCCGCCGAGCCCUACUGUGGUCUGCCCCUGUACAGUGGUCGCUGGAUAGAUUGGAAAGAGUCAGCUCGUUGGAUCUACAGCACGCCACCGGUCAUCCCACUGAGCAUCAAUCUCACCCAGCUGUCGAAGCAAUCUCUGGGUGGCAACAAGGUGCGCUACGAGUACAACCUGAAGGCCAGCGAUCGCGUAAUGAUGUACAUAGAUCCCCUCGAUCAAGUCCGGGUCACCGACUGGUCCUUCGACAAGACACCGUUGGAGGAGCAGCACACGCCGCCGUAUCUAAUAUAUGCCAUAUACUCUCUCACUGAAGAGCCCCUCAACUUUUGGGUGGAGCUCGAGCACGAGGAGAGCAACACAGAAGGACCCUACCUCAAGCUGGUGGUCAGCGAGCACUUCCAAUACCACCCGGAGCACUAUACCGAGGACUACAAGCAGUUCCUCGCAACAUUCCCCGACUGGACCUACACCACCGACUGGUUCUCCGCGCUCGAGAGCUGGGUCGUCUAGGCAGCGAUGAGAAUAUAGACUCCAAAGUUGGCUUAUCUUAAUAAAUAAUUUAUAGUAUAUUUUAAUAAAAUUACAAAGUAGUAACUA